UUUUUGACAAACACAGAAUUUGUGCACAGAAUUUUGCGUUGACAAAUCCAGACAAAUCUAUAACUUUUUCUUUGAUAACAACAUAAAAAUAAUUAUUCAUAAUAAGGCAUCACCAUGGGAAAAGCUGCCCGACCAGUGCAAGAACUGGGGAACGAAUAUGGAAAACCCGAUAUUGAAAGGCUGGGGCUGUUUAGUGAGAUGCCUUUCAUGAAUGGGAAAGGAUAUGUGCCCAUGUAUGAAAAGCCUAAAAGAGUAAAAGGAAAAAAUUUGCUGGCUGGUGGUCCGAAAGAGAAACGUGACUGGCAAGAUUGUUACUUUGACAAGGAAUUCAAGAGAAUAUAUACUGGAGAGGCGUUGAAAGGACGUGGCCGAAAACCGUUGCCCUCAAAAUUUAAAAACAUCUCCGAACGCCCCUUCGUCCCACCAGGUGAAACUAAAUGGCACAGCACUCCAGGAGACUGGCACGGCACAUUUGAAGGUCGAAUUGAAGCUUUCAGCAGAAAAGAAAAGCAACGCAUUCCGACCAAACACGAAGGCCCCAAUGCUACAUCUCGACCAGGAAAGCAAGGAGGCUGUGGAUAUGUCGAUAUUUGUAUCAAUCCUUAUCCGACACAUAGUGUUGAAAAGUAUGGUCAAAAGCAGAAAUAUAAAGAGUACGGAAAGACAUUGGAUGGAGCAAUGGUGCUGGGUAUGCACCCAAAACCCUAUUUUGAGUUAAAUCCUUAUAAGGAUCCUGAUGGGAUGAAGCCUGGACCGUGCUAUGUGCCUCCCAAGGAAAAACAACUAGCACCGUUGCCGCCUGGGAAGUUGAUGCCAACUGGACCUGGGAAAAAGCUUGGAGGCUGUAAAGCAGGAUGCUUCGAGAAAUAUCCCGAACACAAAGUGGACAAAUACAAAACCGUCUACCAAAUGCUGAAACCACGCACUGGAAGUAUGUUCAUUCUGUCGACCUGCAGAGAAAAGAGCUACUAUACUUGUUCUGUCAUCAACGAAAAUAUAAGUUUCAAAAUGAACGAAAGCACCUAUAAAAGUUAUAAACCCAACUUUAUUAAAUAUCUUUUGUAG
Ceutorhynchus assimilis (cabbage seed weevil) is the source of this 1065-nucleotide messenger RNA. The record is from the annotation of a GenBank genome assembly. Lineage: Eukaryota; Metazoa; Arthropoda; Insecta; Coleoptera; Curculionidae.